AUUCUGACUGCAGUCUGUGGUUCUGAUUCCAUACCAGAGGAGACGGGAUUUCACCAUGUUGUCCAGGCUGGUCUGAAACUCCUGACAUCAGGGCUCAGGAUGCUGUUGCUGGGAGCUGUUCUACUGCUAUUAGCUCUGCCCGGUCAUGACCAGGAAACCACGACUCAAGGGCCCGGAGUCCUGCUUCCCCUGCCCAAGGGGGCCUGCACAGGUUGGAUGGCAGGCAUCCCAGGGCAUCCGGGCCAUAAUGGGGCCCCAGGCCGUGAUGGCAGAGAUGGCACCCCUGGCGAGAAGGGUGAGAAAGGAGAUCCAGGUCUUAUUGGUCCUAAGGGAGACAUCGGUGAAACUGGAGUACCCGGGGCUGAAGGUCCCCGAGGCUUUCCGGGAAUCCAAGGCAGGAAAGGAGAACCUGGAGAAGGUGCCUAUGUAUACCGCUCAGCAUUCAGUGUGGGAUUGGAGACUUACGUUACUGUCCCCAACAUGCCCAUUCGCUUUACCAAGAUCUUCUACAAUCAGCAAAACCACUAUGAUGGCUCCACUGGUAAAUUCCACUGCAACAUUCCUGGGCUGUACUACUUCGCCUACCACAUCACAGUCUAUAUGAAGGAUGUGAAGGUCAGCCUCUUCAAGAAGGACAAGGCUAUGCUCUUCACCUAUGAUCAGUACCAGGAAAAUAAUGUGGACCAGGCCUCGGGCUCUGUGCUCCUGCAUCUGGAGGUGGGCGACCAAGUCUGGCUCCAGGUGUACGGGGAAGGGGAGCGUAAUGGACUCUAUGCUGAUAAUGACAAUGACUCCACCUUCACAGGCUUUCUUCUCUACCAUGACACCAACUGAUCACCACUAACUCAGAGCCUCCUCCAGGCCAAACAGCCCCAAAGUCAAUUAAAGGCUUUCAGGAUGGUUAGGAAGUUGAUUAUUAUUUAGUUGGAGGCCUUUAGAUAUUAUUCAUUCAUUUACUCAUUCAUUUAUUCAUUCAUUCAUCAAGUAACUUUAAAAAAAAUCAUAUGCUAUGUUCCCAGUCCUGGGGAGCUUCACAAACAUGACCAGAUAACUGACUAGAAAGAAGUAGUUGACAAUGCUAUUUUGUGCCCAUUGUCUCUCCUGAUGCUCAUAUCAAUCCUAUAAGGCACAGGGAACAAGCAUUCUCCUGCUUUUACAGAUUUUAUCCUGAGGCUGAGAGAGUUAAGUGAAUGUCUAAGGUCACACAAGUAUUCAGUGACAGUGCUAGAAAUCAAACCCAGAGCUGUGGACUUUGUUCACUAGACUGUGCCCUUUUAUAGAAGUACAUGUUCUCUUUGGAGUGUUGGUAGGUGUCUGUUGCCCACCUCACCUGAGAGCCAUUGAAUUUGCCUUCCUCAUGAAUUAAAACCUCCCCCAAGCAGAGCUUCCUCAGAGAAAGUGGUUCUAUGAUGAAGUCCUGUCUUGGAAGGACUACUACUCAAUGGCCCCUGCACUACUCUACUUCCUCUUACCUAUGUCCCUUCUCAUGCUCUUCCCUCCAACUGGGAAAGCCAACUCCAUCUCUAAGUGCUGAACUCAUCCCUGUUCCUCAAGGCCACCUGGCCAGGAGCUUCUCUGAUGUGAUAUCCACUUUUUUUUUUUUUUUGAGAUGGAGUCUCACUCUGUCAUCCAGGCUGGAGUACAGUGACACGACCUCGGCUCACUGCAGCCUCCUUCUCCUGGGUCCAAGCAAUUAUUGUGCCUCAGCCUCCCGAGUAGCUGAGACUUCAGGUGCAUUCCACCACACAUGGCUAAUUUUUGUAUUUUUAGUAGAAAUGGGGUUUCGUCAUGUUGGCCAGGCUGGUCUCGAACUCCUGGCCUAGGUCCACCCGCCUCGACCUCCCAAAGUGCUGGGAUUACAGGCGUGAGCCACCAUGCCCAGUUGAUAUCUCACUUUUUAUUUUGCC
Messenger RNA from Gorilla gorilla gorilla (western lowland gorilla), 1907 nucleotides. It is a transcript of the gene ADIPOQ, whose product is annotated as adiponectin, C1Q and collagen domain containing. The record is from RefSeq and is a predicted model, not a curated record. The transcript has 4 exons. Lineage: Eukaryota; Metazoa; Chordata; Mammalia; Primates; Hominidae. Gene Ontology annotation, molecular function: protein binding. Bases 100 to 834 code for a protein of 244 amino acids.